This is a messenger RNA of Musca domestica (house fly), 1724 nucleotides long. RefSeq names its product vanin-like protein 1. The transcript is spliced from 4 exons. Gene Ontology annotation, molecular function: hydrolase activity, acting on carbon-nitrogen (but not peptide) bonds, in linear amides. The record is from RefSeq and is a predicted model, not a curated record. Bases 96 to 1679 code for a protein of 527 amino acids. NCBI's taxonomy places the organism in Eukaryota, Metazoa, Arthropoda, Insecta, Diptera, Muscidae.
AUUACCAGGCAAUUAUAUUUUAGUAUUGGUAGCGUUAGGUAGUAGAGUUUAGACUAUAAGGAAAUAAGUUCUAUUUUUAUAAGAAAACAAGAAAUAUGCUGAUCAAAAGCACAGUUAUUUUUGGACUGGCAUUGCUAAUUCGGUUAUCAAUUCAGGCCAGUGUACCCUCUGAUUCACAUUACAAUGCCGGGGUGGUGGAAUUUCGUUCGGCCUCGGCCUUGACAUCAGCGGGACGUUUGAAUGAUAACUUGCAAGGAUAUUUGGAUAUAUUGGCUCAGCAGGAAGCCGAAAAUUUGGAUAUUGUUAUCUUCCCCGAAAGUACUUUGAACAGCAACGAUCAAUCGACCUUUGUACCGGAUCCCACGAAAUUGUUGGUGGCACCUUGUGAUGAUGUGGAGAAUGUCUAUCAUGACUUCCUCAAGCAAUUAUCCUGUGCCGCCCGAAAGUAUGCCCGUUAUUUGGUCAUAAAUCUCACCGAAAAAGAGCUAUGCUCCAGUGUACCGGACGAUCCCAGACCCUGUGCCAGUUCCGGCCUUAAUAUCUACAACACCAAUGUGGUAUUUGACCGUCUGGGUCAGGUUAUAUCGCGUUAUCGCAAAGUCCAUUUAUAUGGUGAGAAUAAAAAUUCCACUUUGUUGCCGGAGUAUGGCUGGUUCGACACAGAUUUCGGUGUCCGUUUUGGCCAUUUCAUUUGCUUCGAUAUUUUGUUCUACACCCCGGCCCAGGAAAUGGUCGAUAAAUAUGGCAUCAAAGAUUUUAUCUUCAACACAAUGUGGUUCUCGCAGCUACCUUUCUUGACCGCCGUUCAAGUCCAUCAGGCCUGGUCCUAUGCCAAUGAUGUAAAUUUCCUGGCAGCUGGGUCCUCAAACCCCUCGGUCGGUAGUACAGGUUCUGGUAUUUACAAUGGACGUAAUGGCAUAAUUGUUGCCACCAUGAAUACCGGUCUGGGAGAGCGUAAACUCUACACAGCCAAGGUACCGAAAUAUGAAACUCAAACUCGUCGCCAAAGAAGAUCCAUUGUCCCGAAACCCACAAUACGUCUCUCCAAACCUGAUAUCUUUUUAAAACGUGAUUACUUGCAAAGUUAUGAAAGUGUUCUGGUCGAUUUGAAACAGGGAACGCAACUCCAAAAAGAUCUCUGCUUUGCCAACACCUCCUUCUGUUGCUCCUUCGAUUUGAAAUGGCAGCCGCUGGCAUUACAAGAGAACUCCGUGCACUACAUCUAUCGUCUGGGCGUCUAUGAUGGUCUGCGCAAUGAAGUGGCAGCCGAAACCAAUUUCUUGAAAAAUUGUGCUGUUUUCAGUUGUAUUGGUGAGGAUAUCAUGGAUUGUGGUAAAAUUUUCGAUUUCGAUACAGAUGUGGUGUUUGAAAAUGUUACCAUUACCGGUACAUUCCCCAAGGCGAAUGGUUAUCUCUUGAUGCCGAAUAGUUUGAAGGCAGCAGAUGUUAUGCCGGUGUCGGUGGGCCAGUUUGAGUGGUCUGAAGUGGCUGCAAAGAGCAAUCAAAUCCAGGUUCGUUAUUCUUUGAACACCACCACCAGCAACCUUUUGGCCUUCUCCAUUUAUGGCAAUUACUAUGAUAAUGAUGUUCAUGUUGAGAGCAAAGGUGAUGGCGCCAUGUCGAUUGGUAUUUCUGUAUUGUGUGUUGUUGUUGCAGCUUUAUUGAACUUAGUUUUAUAACAAAAAUGUGAGAUUGUAAAUAUAAAGCUUUGUAAAUAAAUUAAU